Molecule: messenger RNA, 152 nt
Organism: Racocetra fulgida
Lineage: Eukaryota; Fungi; Glomeromycota; Glomeromycetes; Diversisporales; Gigasporaceae
Source: the annotation of a GenBank genome assembly
AAACGAAGAAAAAGAAAAUGAACAAAGAAAAGGAACAAAAGAGAAAAAAAGAAAAAAAAAAAAAAAAUGAAGAAAAGAAAGAGAAUGAAGAAAAAGGAAUGAAAAAAAGGAACAAAAGAAAAGAAACGAAGGAAAGAAAAGAAAUGAAAUGA